Callorhinchus milii (elephant shark) is the source of this 1568-nucleotide messenger RNA. RefSeq names its product protein shisa-2 homolog. The transcript has 5 exons. NCBI's taxonomy places the organism in Eukaryota, Metazoa, Chordata, Chondrichthyes, Chimaeriformes, Callorhinchidae. The record is from RefSeq and is a predicted model, not a curated record. Bases 1 to 1068 code for a protein of 355 amino acids.
AUGGACUAUGAGGAGCAACCAAGUAAAGUGGACUUGUUCACACUGGCAAAGAGAAGAUUGAGAGGCAACAUGAUUACUGUCUUUAACAUUCUGAAGGGACUAGACAACAUAGAUCAUGACAGGGGGCCCCGGACGGGCCGUCUGCUGGUGCUGCUGCUGGUGCUGUGCCUGUGGCUGUGCGCGGCAGUGGUGCACGGCAGCGGGGAGUACUGUCACGGUUGGUUGGACACUCAGGGCAGUUGGCACGAAGGCGUCCAGUGCCCCGAGCGCUUCGACGCGGGCUCGGCCACCAUCUGCUGCGGCUCCUGCUCACUGCGCUACUGCUGCUCCAGCACCGACGCCAGACUGGACCAGGGGCUCUGCCACAACGACCUGCCCUCCGGCAGCGGCGAGGACCAGCCCGGCAGCCACGGCAAGGGGGGCGGCAACUCCCCGGCAGAGCCAAUCUAUGUGCCUUUCCUGAUUGUGGGCUCAGUGUUUGUAGCCUUUGUCAUUGUGGGAUCCUUCGUGGCCGCUUGCUGCUGUAGGUGCCUGAAGCCCAAACAGGAGCCUCAACAGAGCCGAGCUCCGACAGGAAGCCGCCUGAUGGAGACCAUCCCUAUGAUCUCGAGCUCCGGCAAUCCCAGAGGAUCGUCGUCGCGCCAGUCCAGCACUGCUGCCAGCUCCAGUUCUAGCGCCAACUCGGGGGCCAGGGGACCCCCUCCAAGAACACAGAACACCUGCUGUCUGCCAGCAGAAGGGACGAUGAAUAAUAUAUACUUGAAUAUGCCGCCUAAUUUUUCAGUGAUGAACUGUCAGCAGGCAGCCCAGAUUCUGCCACAUCAGGCUCAGUUUUUACACCCUCAAUAUUUGGGAUAUGCUGUUCCACAUGACUCUUUGGCAAUGACCUCUACUGCUCCCUACCUGGAAGGAUUGCAGAACGGAUACCGACCAAUGCAGUCCCCCUUCCCUCACGGCAACGGGAACGCCGAACAGAUGGGGGAAUAUCAAAAUUGUUCGUUGCAGUCUCUAAUGGAAUCCAACUUGCAACAAAUCCCACCAAAAGAAAUCAUCCUGACUCUGGACUGAGAUCCUGUUCACAAAGCUGGUGAGAUGACAAUACCUAUUCGUGUGAAGUAUGAAAUCUCUUCAGCCACAGUACUCCCCACACCCCCAUCCCAGAAACAUGCAUUUCAUCCAUGUGUCCCUCUCUCAGUUGAAACUCUUUGUUACAGCUUCUUUUGUAAUAUAGAAAUAUAAAUUUUUAGUGUGUCGGGACCUUGCAAGCAAACGCGAGACUGAAUUGUUCAGAGUACUUUGCUGUGUCCAAGGCUGCUGCUGUACACAUUCUGUAUUAUGUUAAGUAUAUCGCAAAACACAGUUGUAAUAUCCUCAAAGAGCAUUUACCUUUAAGAAGUGUUUUUCAAUACAAUUUUAAAUGGAUUAAAACUAUGUUUAGCUGUCCAUUUCUGAAAAGACAGUAGGUUCGAGGGUUAAGAAAAUGAAUUACGGUCUGUGUGGUUGUUAAAAAAAGAGAAUAAUGAGAUAUUUGUAAUGGAGAUAGAGAUGGAAUAAAUAAUGCGCCUUGC